Protomyces lactucae-debilis is the source of this 2034-nucleotide messenger RNA. RefSeq names its product putative translation initiation factor eIF-2B subunit epsilon. Gene Ontology annotation, biological process: biosynthetic process. Gene Ontology annotation, molecular function: guanyl-nucleotide exchange factor activity; translation initiation factor binding; translation initiation factor activity. Bases 1 to 2034 code for a protein of 677 amino acids. The record is from RefSeq and is a predicted model, not a curated record. The transcript has a single exon. Gene Ontology annotation, cellular component: eukaryotic translation initiation factor 2B complex. NCBI's taxonomy places the organism in Eukaryota, Fungi, Ascomycota, Taphrinomycetes, Taphrinales, Protomycetaceae.
AUGGACAAGCAUGGAAAUGCAGAGGUGUUGCUCCAGGCCGUUAUUAUCAGCGACUCAUACAACACCCGCUUCAAGCCGCUGACUGACGACCGUCCACGCUGUCUGAUGCCUCUCGUCAACGUUCCUCUGAUCGAAUACACCCUCGAAUUUCUUGCAUCGUCCGGCGUGCAAGAGAUCUUUAUUUUCGUAUGUGCUCAUGCAGACCAGAUCAAGCACUACAUCAGACACUCCAGCUGGCAGGCUUCUGGAAUGCCACGGAUAGAGCUCAUUACAACGCCAGACUCAACUUCUGUCGGCGACGCCAUGCGAAGGCUGGAUGAGGAGCAAAAGAUCAAGUCAGACUUUAUUCUACUUAGCGGCGACGUCGUGAGCAAUCUUGCCGGGGCCGACAUGGUCAAAGCUCACAAGGCGCGACGGGAGCUCGACAAGAGUUCCAUCAUGACCAUGGUCUUUCGAGAGACCAAUUGCUCGCAUCGAACACGCAGCACAGCUGAGUCUCCAGUUGUGGUGCUCUCUGGAAGUCAAAAUAGAUGCGUUCACUACAGCCGAGCGUUUCAACCACAGUCAGCAAAACUGCUCCUUGAUCUUGCAGUCCUGAAAGGGGCCGAGUCAACCCAGAUUCGCAAUGACUUGGUGGAUUGCAGCAUCGACAUUUGCUCACCGGAGGUUCCAGCAUUGUUCAGCGAGAACUUUGAUUACAACGACAUGCGGGGAGACUUCGUUCAUGGCAUUCUGACAAGCGAUCUACUCGGUAAAACCAUUCAUGCCCAUGUUGAAGACAGUAAAUAUGCCGCCAGAGUACAAGAUUUGCGUAGCUAUGAUGCUGUCUCGCGUGACAUUAUCGCGCGUUGGACUUACCCAGUUGUACCGGACAACAUGGCAUGGCUCUGUGGAGCUUAUACCCAUGAGAGGUCAAACGUUUACACAGGAAAGAAUGUUCGCCUCUCAAGAAAAGUGGCCCUAACCUCCCACGUGGUGCUCGGGAAGCAUGUAAAGGUCGGGGACAAUUCAAAGAUCUCGUUUUCGACACUCGGUGCGGACUGCGCAAUUGGGCCGCAGUGCACAAUCGCCGAUUCAUACCUGUGGGAAAACGUCACCGUAGGCAGUAAUUGCCGAAUCGGACAAUCAUUGGUGGCAAACAACGUUGUAAUUGGUGAUGGGUGCGUACUGCAUCCUGGAGCCGUACUUGGACCUGGCGUGCGCCUCGCUGACGGUACUACAGUCGCAGCUAAUGUGACACUAGUCGCCGACGGGGAGGCAGAUGUCGAGAUUGUUGGACAGGGCGGUCAGGGCCACGUAUAUCUGGACGUCAGAUCAGAUUGCGAAUCAGAUUCGGAAGAUGAUGACGACCAACCCGACUCGUUCAUGGCAGAUUACGCAAAUCAUCUCUCACAGAUGCAGUACAGGCAAGCAGCGCUCAACUUCUCAGAUCUGAGUAUCUCAAGUCUUGGCUCAAUACCUGAUAGCGAACGAGCGCGUCGGCCAAGUUUCGCUGCGUCAGCUCAAUCUGAGGACGAACAUGCCCUGGUUUUCUAUGACUUGGCCCGGGCUGAUCUUGAAACAGCUUUCACUGAAGACCACAACGUCGACGAUGUCAUGCUAGAGAUGACAUCGUUGCGCAUGCGCGAGGAUGUCGGCAUGCAUGAGGUCAGAAUUGCCGUUCUUAGCGCAAUGUUAGCAAAAUGUGAAGCUGGGCAGUCCAACAAGGCUGUCUUGCGCACGAAACAGCUUGUCAAGCGCUGGGGUCCCCUACUCCAGAGGACCAUCUCGCCAAACACGAUCAAGGAGGACUGUCUUGACUUGUUGCUUUCAAUGCAGAGAAUUUGCAGCACAACAACUUCAUCCGAUCUUUUUGUGCCCAUGACAAAGUUUAUGUAUGACGAUGAGAUACUACCAGAGGUUGCCAUCUUGGACUGGUACAACGACUUGCAGUCAGCAUCAGAUGAAUCCCUACGUCAGACAAGGCAGAAGGCGGUUGAUUUCGUGAGCUGGUUGCAAGAAGCUGAAGAGGCGUCAUCGGAUGAUUCUGAUUAG